Molecule: messenger RNA, 1356 nt
Organism: Xiphophorus hellerii (green swordtail)
Lineage: Eukaryota; Metazoa; Chordata; Actinopteri; Cyprinodontiformes; Poeciliidae
Product: lymphocyte function-associated antigen 3-like
Exons: 10
Coding region: 250-1185 (311 amino acids)
Cellular component (GO): membrane
Source: RefSeq, a predicted model, not a curated record
UGUUUUAUUUAGACUGUUUUCCUGCUUUUUAGCUUUUUAGACAGUAGAAGUUGAUCUUCGUGUUCAAUAAGCAGUUGGAGUUGAUAGCACCAAGUAAACAACAAAAGAUAGAAGUGAAAGCAUGAAACUACAGGUUCGCUGACCUCUGACCUGAAACACAGAGCUUAAACGCCUCAUCUGCUGCUGACACUCAUCACCAGUAUUAUUAGUCGACGUGUUUUUGGUCUCGGUAUUUUUCAUGUUAGGAUCAUGUUUGCUUUCUGGACUGUUUCUGCUGUGCUCCUUCUUUCCUUCACGCAGGACAGAGGCAGUGCUCGUCUGAUCUACGCAAAAGUUGGUGACUUUGUUGUCCUGCAUCCAGGUCAGACCUUUGAUUCCAUAUUGGCCGUAACCUGGAAGCACAACAUGAACAACAUCAUGGAGUGGUCUGGAGCUGGUACAACUUGUUUAAGAGGUUUUAUUGGCCGCUGUGGUUUUGACAAAUCAACUGGAAGUUUGAUCAUCAACCAUCUGACAGUAGAGGACACUGGCAACUACAACGCUGAGAUUGACGGCAAGAUUCUUGAUCAGAUAGAGCUCUGGGUUAUCAUACCGGUCCCAAAACCCACAGUGUCUAUAGAAUGCAACAAGGAUAAGAGCCACUGUAACCUCACCUGUAAAGCCAACAUCACUUCUCAUUUUGGACCCGUCAUGUAUAGAUGGGAAGCAGGAGGCAAGCUGCUGUCCAAUAAAAUGAAGCUGAUGUUAACAAAGAAUAACAUGGAGUACUCCUAUGUCUGCACGUUGCUAAACCCCUUUAGCAACUCGUCCAGUGAUAAGGUGACUUACCCCGUUAGCCCUAAAGGGAUUCAUCCUGCAGCACUGGCUGUACCAGUUGUGGUUGUGGUCCUGGCUGUGGUUGCGAUUUUUGGCUAUAUUAGACACAAGAAAGAGCAAAAACAAGCACAGAAUGUUGAAGAAGCCAUUGAUGAGACGUCUGCUAUCGGCCUGAAAGCCGUGACGGAAAGUGGAAUAAGUUUGGAAAGUAUUGAAAGUACUGGACUGCGCUCAGGUUCAGUACGGAAGUUCAGUUCUGCACUAGAACAUUAUCUCCAAGAUGAAGAAGAACAGUGGGUGCAGCACCAUCCGGAGUACAGGAAGUUAAGCCGCGAGCUGCGGGAAUUCCGGCUUCAUAGAGACCUCUAAAUUCAUCACAGAUGUAUUGAAUCAAGCAAAGCACCGCUUGACCUUUUUAUUUUGCCACCUCUUAACAAACUAAAUUCAUUUUAUUGGGAUUUUGGAAGCAAAGUAUUUUAGAUCAAUUAUUUGUUACACCCCAAAUCAACUUUUUCUGCUCAUAAAGUCUCUAAACUGGUC